Colletotrichum siamense is the source of this 3447-nucleotide messenger RNA. RefSeq names its product Sn1-specific diacylglycerol lipase alpha (gene Dagla). The record is from RefSeq and is a predicted model, not a curated record. The transcript has a single exon. Bases 1 to 3447 code for a protein of 1148 amino acids. Gene Ontology annotation, biological process: lipid metabolic process. NCBI's taxonomy places the organism in Eukaryota, Fungi, Ascomycota, Sordariomycetes, Glomerellales, Glomerellaceae.
AUGGACUCAGACGACGAGUUAGACGAAAACUCCCACUACUUGGUCCAUGUUCCUCUCGAGUCCCAGCAGGGCCGGACUGUGCUCCCAGCUCCAUUUGCGAAGGCCGUUAGCUUGGCUACCCGUUCGACGUGUCUUGCCAUCCGAGUUGGCACUCUCCUCAGCUCCUAUGGCUUUGAUGCUGCCAAGUUUACGACCCUUUCCAGUCUGGAGCUAGGGCGCGGUCUCCUCGAAGGCAUUCUCAGCAGGGCCGGGAGGGAUAUGCUCACCAGAUCUAACAGCGACCUGGCCAGGGAGGACGCCGAGACCGUUCUGGAAAGAAGCUUAGAGCAUCUCCACCAUGCCAUGUCACAGAUCGUCUUCUGGACCACUACCGGCUUUCAGAUGACUGGUACCACCUUCUCUGUUGUGUCCGAGAUAUCCCAGCUGCUGCUGUCAUCUCUCGAUCAGUUCUUCGGCUCCACCGACUCCUCUCGUGCCAUAGCGAGUAUCAUCACUCUUAUUCGUCGCGAGUUUCAGAAUCCAGCAACCGGGGUCGAGGGCGAACGAGUAGGGGUUGUCGAUCUGGUCAUGGGCCUGUGUGCUCUGGCGUACUUGCAACGCAAAUGCCGCCGUUUUCUGGAGGAGGAAACUCGCCGUCUGGGUUUUGAGGAGAUUGUCUGGGACGUCGUCGUGCUGAACGAUGGGGAACGGGUGGAUGUACACGAGAACAGUCUAUAUGGCGUUCACAAGGGUCGUUACCAGAGCAAGGGCCCCGACAUCCUGGUGUCAAUGCCCAGCGACCAGUCCAAUCCCAAUGUUCUGGCCGCUCUCGAACGUCACGGGGGCCAAGACACAAGUGAAGAUGAAGACGAUGAUCUCCCGGAAAUACGCCUCAAGAACCAGAUCAUGCGAACCUUGCCGUCGGAUACGAGCGUGUCCAUAUCCACCACAACUCUGACGAGAAAAAUGAUCACCGUCGACUUCACUGGUCCCGAACCCCCCAUGGUCACACCCCCUCCAGGAGUUGAGGUCGUCGAGCGCGAAGUUCUCCCAUCGUCCGAGCGCCAGGUGGAGCUGGCACGCCAGACCGACAACCCGACAUAUCGCGUGGUCUACCGCGUGGACAAGAACAAGCAACGAAGUACAACAUACCGGGGCUUCGAAGAAUCAGAGCACGUUGCUGGGUCAGUGGAGUGCAUGGACGAUACUGAGGAGUCUGAUGAUCACGGCCGGGAGCUUGAUUUCGAGGAGCCGCCACCAGUACCGCCCAAAUCUUUGCCAUCACGGAGCCCUUCCUCAAUGCCCGGACAGGAGGUGACGCCUAAUCCUACGCCCCGACGUGCGAAGGCAGGACCAGGACUAUCCUCGCCUACCACGGGAAACCGAGCCUCGCAGAUUCCCACCCCGAAGCAGAACCCGGAGAACGCUCCCAACCAGAAGCGGCAACGUGCACCUCUAGCACCUCUCCCUGUCAAACCACGACAAGAAGUGACUGCCCCGUCGCAAUCUGAUAACAAAUACACCUCCAAGAGGGCCAAGAGUGAAGCUGCCUCGUCUGGCAAGCCUUCUGAAAAACCUUCCGAGAAGAAGGGCGGCAUCAGACAAGCAUUGAAAAGGGGCACAAGUUCUAACAUUUCCAAUCUUUUCAGUCGGGACGGGCCAGGUCCUGGGAGCUCUCACUCAUCCGGGAAGGUGAAGCCAGCAGCGAAAGCCCCUCUCCGAGAAAGGGCCACGCGUACGCCGGCGCCCACCAGCCAUCCGUCUCAAAGCAGAGCGAUGGGGCCUACUGCCGCGUCGAACUCGCGUGGCCGCAACUACGAUGUGCCCUCUCCUGUUCCACGCAGCUCGUCACGGGCUAGUUACAUCUCUGUGCACGAGCGUCGGCGCGACUCGGUAGUCUCGCAAACAGAUACAUAUUCUUUUCAUACGUUUGACGGAUACCGGCCGCAUUCCCCAGCCUACGGCCGUCGGGAUGGUCAAGGUCAGAAUGGCAUUCCCAAGUCCAGAUCAGAACGGGAUAUGAAUGAGAAGCCCUCUUCCCCCAUGAAGUCCCGUAGAGCUCGCUCCCAUGUCAACACUCCGAGUUUAUACAGCAUCGCGACAACGGGCUCGCAAACGUCUUUGGUUUUAUCUUCAUACUAUCAAAAGAGUGCUUACACGGAUUUGGAGGCCAUCGACACCCUGAGAAGGGCUGGCAUUGUGGAUGGAGUUUUCCCAGCAUUCCAUCUCCUUCGCAACGUCACACGGUAUAUGAGGUUCUCAUCAGCAUCAUAUGGAUCCAAUUUUCUGAAGUUCAUGGGUAUCUCUAAAGAGAUGCCCAUUCUGAGAGCUUUAGAUGACACCCAUCACGAGAUACGAUCUUUUGCCCACCAUACCGAAUCCGAAGCCGCGAGCAUUCUGCUUGCUUCAUUUGUUGACCCCCAAGGUGGCUCUGACACGACUGGCUCGACAGGAACCGGAGUUCCUUUGGUGCACUAUAUCUCUCUAGACCAUGAGUCCAAGGCGGUCGUACUGGCAUGUCGUGGCACACUUGGCUUUGAAGAUGUCUUGGCUGACAUGGCGUGCGACUACGACAACUUGUACUGGAGGGGCAAGUCGUACAAGGUUCAUAAGGGUAUCCACGCGUCUGCCCGGCGUUUGCUGUACGGUGGCGAUGGCCGCGUCUUGUAUACGCUGAAGGAGGCUCUUGACGAAUUCAGUGACUACGGGUUGGUCCUUUGCGGCCAUUCACUCGGCGGCGGAGUCACCGCACUCCUCGGAACGAUGCUUGCAGAGCCUUCUGCCACCGGCACAGGCUUCGUCACAUCGUCCGAGCCUCACCGCCGCCUCCUUGGAGAUGGCCGCUUCUUGGAAACCGAUACAACGCAUGUGUGCUUGCCGUCAGGUCGUCCCAUUCAUGUAUAUGCAUACGGACCGCCGGGGACCAUGUCGCCAUCGCUGCGCAAGGCCACCAGAGGGCUCGUUACAAGUGUCGUCCACGGCAGCGACUUGGUUCCCUUUCUGUCAUUGGGUGUGCUCCACGACUUUCAAGCUGUCGCUCUCGCAUUCAAGAGCGACAACCACGAGGCAAAGGGUGAGGUGAGACAGCGGAUCUGGCAGGCUUUCCAGUCCGGUCUGGCCGACAAGUGGUACACAAAUAGCAGCCGCUCAAGCUCUGCCGAAGAGGACAAGUGGAGUGUAUCGGCGCUGACGACUCUGCGCUCUAACAUGAUGAGUCUUAAGCUUUUGCCCCCCGGCGAAGUCUUCCUAGUGGAGUCGACGCGAGUCUUGAGGCGGGACGCUUUUCUUUUGUCCGAUGAAGAAGACAUAGGCAGGCCGGCUCAAAGAAUUGUUCUCAAAUACGUCCGAGACGUUGAGUCUAGGUUUAGAGAGGUGCGAUUUGGUACGAGCAUGCUGAUCGACCACAGCCCCGCAAAGUACGAAGAGGCUUUGAAUAAGCUGCGUUUUGGCGUUGUUGAGACAGCUUAA